CGAGACGCAGCUCGCAUAAAUUAGUAUUUGGAGAUUAUUUGAAAAUAGUUCUUAUUUAGUUUGACUUUGGAUACGAAACUUAGUCGAUGGUGGUGCCAAUACAAUGCUUAAGUGUCAUGGUUUACAUAACUCCAUCAACAGUCGUCAAUCCUAGUUUAGUGGAGUUAACGUUAGUUACCUGGAAAGUUAGUUAUCCAGUUAGCUAACUAGCUAGCUAAAUGUGUCAGUAUGCUAACGUUAUCUGAAGAUAGCUAGCUAAAAGACAGAAGCUAGCUAACUAGGUAUGGCGUGUAUAUUUUGACCAUAGCGUUAGCCAGUAACUAAGGCUAGCCUAGCUAGAAGGAAUUAUCAGAUACUAACGGUAGCUAGCUGGGACUUUUUGUAGUUUUACUAGCUAACUAAAUUGCUUUCCCUUGUGGAUUUAAUCUCUACGGCCGGGAGAAUGGAGGAUACCGAUGAUGACGUGCCCCUCAUCCUGACCUGGGAUGAUGCGAACAGCGGUCUGUUGAGUGAGGAGACAGAGAGGGGAGACGAGAAUGGAGGAGGGGGGUAUGACAUUGUGAAUAACCAGGUGAUACCAACACCGGGGCCACCACCAAACUACAGAUCACACAAUGCCUCACUUCAACAAAGCUGGGAGAUGAACUACCAGGAAGCAGCGAUCUAUCUACAGGAAGGAGAGAACAAUGAUAAGUUCUUUACACACCCUCGGAACCCCAAGGCGCUGGCAGCGUACCUAUUUGCUCACAACCACCUGUUCUACAUGAUGGAGCUGCUAACAGGACUCCUACUGAUGGUCCUGUCACUCUGUGAGGCUCCCGCUGUACCAUCACUACGCUUGGAUGUUUACGUCCAUGCCACUCUGGAGUUACUGGCUCUGGUUAUGGUGGCGUUUGAACUCUGUAUGAAGCUGCGCUGGCUCGGCUUCCACACAUUCAUCAGACACAAGAGGACCAUGGUGAAGACGUGUGUGUUGCUGCUCCAGUUUGUGGAGGCCAUAGUGGUUCUGAUCCGGCAGACGUCGCACCUGCGUGUGACCAGAGCUCUCAGACCCAUAUUCCUGGUGGAUUGCAGAUACUGUGGUGCCGUGCGAAGAAACCUGCGUCAAAUUUUCCAGUCCCUUCCCCCUUUUAUAGACAUCCUGCUGCUGCUGCUCUUCUUUAUGGUCAUAUUUGCCAUCCUGGGCUUCUGUCUGUUCUCCCCUAAUACUUCUGAUCCGUACUUCAACACUCUGGAGAACAGCAUCGUGAGUCUUUUUGUGCUCGUGACCACCGCAAACUUCCCAGAUGUGAUGAUGCCAGCGUACUCUCGCAACCGCUGGUCCUGUGUCUUCUUCAUCGUCUACCUCUCCAUAGAACUUUACUUCAUCAUGAACUUGCUCCUGGCGGUGGUGUUCGAUACGUUUAACGGUGUUGAGAAGAUGAAGUUUAAAUCUCUGCUGCUUCACAAACGCUCCGCUAUCGACCAUGCCUUCCAACUUCUGGUCAGCAGACAGAGGCCAAUGGGUGUGUCUCUGAAGCAGUUCGAUGGUCUGAUGCGUUUCUACAGACCUCGUAUGUCAUCCAGAGACCGCUUCCUCACAUACAAGGCCCUCAACACUGCAGGAGCACCCAUGCUCAGCCUGGAUGACUUUUAUAAGUUCUAUGAAGUCAUCGGUCUCAAAUGGAAGGCACGGCGGAGCGGGGAACACUGGUUUGAUGAUCUUCCACACACUACUUUUCUUAUCUUCAAAGGCAUCAAUCUGCUGGUCAAGUCUAAAGCCUUCCAGUAUACCAUGUAUGUGGUGGUGGCCGUUAACGGAGUGUGGAUCUUAGUAGAGACCUACAUGUUGAAUAGUGGAUUCUCCUGGUCCAGAAUGGUUCCCUGGAGCUACAUCGUCUUCCUCACGAUCUAUGGGGUUGAGGUGUUGUUGAAGAUAACAGGCUUGGGGCCGUUGGCCUACUUCAGCUCUGGCUGGAACCUGUUUGACUUCUCUGUGACGGUGUUUGCCUUUCUGGGCUUGAUUGCUCUGGCCUUCGACAUGGAGCCCUUCUACUUCAUUGUGGUGCUCAGACCGCUGCAGCUACUCAGGUUGUUUAAGAUAAAGCAGAGGUAUCGCAACGUGUUGGACACCAUGUUUGAACUCUUCCCAAGGAUGGCAAGUCUGGGGCUGACACUGAUCAUCUUCUACUACUCCUUUGCCAUCGUGGGGAUGGAGUUCUUCGCUGAUGUAGUUUACCCUAACUGCUGCAAUACCAGUACAGUAGCAGAUUCCUACAGGCAGAUCAAUGUAACCAUAGGCAACCGGACGGUGCUGGACGAGGGCUACUACUAUCUCAACAACUUCAACAAUAUCCUCAGCAGCUUUGUGACUCUGUUUGAGCUGACUGUGGUAAACAACUGGUACAUCACCAUGGAAGGAGUGACAUCCAUGACCACUCACUGGAGCCGCCUCUACUUCAUGACCUUCUACAUCGUCACCAUGGUGGUGAUGACCAUCAUCGUUGCCUUCAUCCUGGAUGCGUUUGUGUUCCGUAUGAACUACAGCCGGAAGAACAAAGAACCACUGUUAGACCCUGAGGAUGAGAAUGGUAUAGUGUUUGAGGCAGAGGUGAGUCGUGACGAGGCGUUGGCUACUCUGGAGCUUUAUAAGAAGACGUGUCCUGGGCUCUCCUCACUUAACUCUCUACAGGGAGUACUGCUGGCCAUGGACCGCAGUGGGAGCUCGUCUCUGGUGUAUCUGGGUCGGAGGUCGCGGACCAAGAGUGACCUCAGCAUGAAGAUGUACGAGGAGGAGAUUCAGGAGUGGUAUGCUGAGUACUCCAGAGAGAAUUUACCCCAGUCAGACAGAAGCCUAGUGGAGAGAGAGCUGGACAUCCCUCCUCCCUGCCAUGAACAUGAAUCCUAACCCCAGCUCAACUCACAAGGACUACUUAGCACCAACUAAUAUUCACUCACUGUUUCUCUCUUUCAAACACACUCAAACACACCUCUUUGACUUCAGUCAUCAUGCCACAGAGCACUCUGAACUAAAUGUUUUCCACAAUGAUAAUACGGAGACCCACUCAACACUCCCUCCCUCCACCCAUCCUGAGGGAUUGUACUCUGGCAUCCUACUGGACAGUCAGGAUGUGAUGAUGUCAUUGGACUACAGCCUGGAUCCCAGCAGUGAUUUGUGUUGAUAUAAAUCAUGUUUUCUCUCUGACUGGAUCGCAGUGUUCAAACAGGUUUAAGAGCUUUAUCUAACCCCAACCCUUACAGGACUUCGUCUGCUGAUGCAUGGAUAGGAGAAGCAGAGCAUCGAUGGAUGGGUUAGAGGUCAGGGUUUUUAAGGGUUAGGCACUCUAGCUGUGAGACAGAGAGCUGAUGUUCAGGACCUGAAUACAACGAGACACUAGGAUGGACUUGGGAUUUCACAGUACUCUUCUUUUUUUUACUGCACGGAGAGGACACAUCUGAACAGGGAAAGGACACGCACCAUAGAUACAUAGAGGACUCUAGUGCCCAAAAGCCUGGUGUAGCCUGGGCAGUGCCAUUGAGGACUUUAACCAUUUUGAAGUAGUCAACUGGGUGGGACUUUCUAUGGCUUAAGGAAGGAUCAAAUCAUUCUAUCCAGGUCAUCAGGAAGGAUCAGCCAAUUAAUUAUACUCGUACCCAGACAUUCCAUAACUGCAUGUGUCAGUAAAUCGCUAACCUUGGCUUUAUACCUGUUCAAACACUCCAGGUGGCAUUAUGCUCCCUUUAAGUUUGUAGAAGUAGUAAAAUAAGAAACUUGACUACUUCAAAAUGGAGAAUGCCUCAAUGGUGCUGCCAAUGCUCUGACGCCGUAAUGGGACAGAUACAAUGUUGCGUCCUCCAUCUCUAUGAGAUGGACACUGCUGCAUGUAGAUACACACUCUACAGCCUAUUUUGUAGCCACUCCCCCUCCUGUGUUCAUUCUGAGGUCAGUGGGCAUCGGACUGUCCUGGCAUCAAGACACGCCCGCCCUGUCUGCCAGUAAUAAUCUCAGCCCCCUCAAAAGCCACUACACACACCCCUCAAACCCCUGCACCUGUCCAGUAACCUACAGCUAUAUCUCCUAACCAGUGUUUCAACAAACCUAAGACAGUACUUUACUUUUAUAACUUGUUAUUCUGUCAGUGUGUUAAAUUAGGAAUAAUUUAAAUGUUUCACUUUGUCAAGUGCAUUUGAUCUAGCUGAAGACAGGAUGUUAGCUUAUUGUUACCUUAGCUUAUUUUUUUAUUUUUAUGUAACCUUUAUUUAACUAGGCAAGUCAGUUAAGAACAAAUUCUUAUUUACAAUGACGGCCUACACCGGCCAAACCCGGACGA
Molecule: messenger RNA, 4310 nt
Organism: Salvelinus namaycush (lake trout)
Lineage: Eukaryota; Metazoa; Chordata; Actinopteri; Salmoniformes; Salmonidae
Gene: tpcn1
Product: two pore segment channel 1
Exons: 27
Coding region: 443-2887 (814 amino acids)
Biological process (GO): transmembrane transport; monoatomic ion transport
Cellular component (GO): endosome membrane; lysosomal membrane
Molecular function (GO): monoatomic ion channel activity; voltage-gated channel activity
Source: RefSeq, a predicted model, not a curated record